AUGACCGAUCCACACCGAACAAAUCACGACGGCCAGGAAGCCGGCUGCGGUGAUGCAAAAAUGCCCGUGAACGAUUCAUCUGAGCUUACAGAAGAGUCACAAAAAGGGAUGUAUUCUAGCACGGAUAGCUUGCACACCGGACCGCUCAAAUUCCACGGGUAUUUUAUGAUGGAUGAGCCGGAAGAAAAGCAUGGCAGCGCCUCGGCAUCGGGGAAGGGUGCCAAGACAAGUUCACCACUCACCUCUCGCUCUGAGAAGCUAUGUGUACGCCACCAGCGUAUGGCAGACGAGGGCGCCACCGCGCGUCUCCAAAAGUCUAUUGAUACCCUAUCCCUUGCGGAGCAAGAGGCGGUUAACACGGUAUGGUCCCUAUUUUCCUCUUCGCCCCACUCUCGCCGCGCACUCAUCUUGCGUGGUAUUUUGACCAUGUGCUGCUUCAGCCAGCUUUCGCUGCUAUCCUCCGAGCUUGCCAUGGCGAUCCGUAUCGACCCUUUUUCGCUUUUCCCCCGCGAAGUGUCUCUGCGUGUGCUUGGCUAUUUAGACGCAUUUAGCCUUGGGCGCGCAGCUCAAGUGAGCCGCCUCUGGCGAUCGCUUGCGGACAAUGACUUGCUCUGGCGCAAUAUGUGCGAACAGCACAUUGAGCGCAAGUGCGAAAAGUGCGGCUGGGGUCUUCCUUUGCUCAACGAGCGCCGCAGCAAGGGCAAAGAGCUGGAAGGCGGCGCGCGUGCCGACUUGUUCUCCCUCGCACACGACCAAGAGUACAAAGAAGCCGCCGCGUCUUCUGGCGAUGGGAAUUUGCGCCGUAGUGUCACUGCCGCCGCAAAUGCCGCCGCGAUUGAGCGCCGCUCGCGCACUGCCGUGCGCAGCAAUACCGGCUUCCGGCGGAACUCGCCUUUUGACGACGAGCGCGCUUCACCGCGCAAACGCUCGCGCAUGGAUCUGGACGAGGAGUGCAAAUCAGACCAGUGCAGGACACGCCCAUGGAAAGCAGUCUACUGCGAGCGACUUAUCAUUGAGCGCAACUGGCGGCGUGGUCGGUACCAUGUGCAUUCCUUGCGCGGCCACACCGACGGGGUUAUGUGCCUUGGUUUCCGGGAAAAUGUGAGCCAGCUGAACUACCCCGUUUUGGUGACGGGAAGUUAUGACCGGACUGUCCGCAUUUGGAACCUCAAAACAGGCGAAGCGCUGCAGACGCUGGUAGGGCAUGCGCGUGGCGUCCGCUGUCUCCAAUUUGACGACUGUAAACUGAUUACCGGCUCAAUGGACCGCACGCUCAAGAUCUGGAACUGGCGUACUGGCGAGCUUCUUCGCACGCUCGAGGGUCACACGGAAGGGAUUGUCAGCCUCAACUUCAACGACUCGGUCCUUGCGAGCGGCGGUGCGGAUAGCAACAUCCGCAUCUGGAACUUUCACACGGGCGAAUGCUUCCCUUUGCGAGGCCACCGCGACUGGGUGAAUUCUGUGCAGCUCUGGUCCAGUCCUCUAUCCAAAAGCUGCCCGAAAGAGACGCCGCCCAUGUUCUUGUUUUCUGCCUCGGACGACGGCACGAUCCGGCUCUGGGACUUGCAGCGUCGCGGGUGUAUUCUAGUGUACCGUGGCCAUGUCGGUCAAGUGCAGUCGCUCAAGUUAGUCAUGAUGGACUACGCCUCGAUCAACCGACUCAGCCGCGGCACGACCACCAUCCCGAACGAUUUGGACGACAUGGUCGACGAUGAGGACAAUACACUCGCGACUUCCAUGCCGUCCAAGCGCGACGCAUCGAUGGGCGCAAGCUGCAGUGCACAAGUGUCUCUUCCGGCGCAAUUUUAUUGCCAUGCAAGGGACCGCUCGACGAGCCAGGAAGCAUCUACCGGCGAGUCUCGCGCAAUUCCGCCCAUGCUGGCCGUAACGCAGGAGCGGCUGAGCGCUGCAGGAUUGGUGCCCAAACUUGCACCUGAUGCUUCUAUGGACGAUAUCGAGGACGGUGUCUUUGAUUGCAGCUACAACGACGAUCCCGAGCCGUCGCGCCGCACGUCGUGCAAACCAAAACGGCCCGUGCUGGUGUCUGGCUCGUUGGACAAUACGCUGAAGCUGUGGGAUGUGCGCACAGGGCACUGUUUCCGGACCUUGUUUGGGCAUGUAGAAGGCGUAUGGUGCGUCGAUACCGACACGCUCCGUAUCGUUUCCUCUUCCCACGACAGGACAGUGAAGGUGUGGGACCGAGAUACGGCGCAGUGCCAAAACACGUUGGUAGGGCACCGCGCCGCUGUGACGUGCGUUGCGCUUGGCGACGACAAGAUUGUGAGUGGAAGUGACGACGGGGAUUUGCGUGUGUGGAGUUUUGUCCCUAGCCCAUUUUUGCCCGAGAACCAGGAGCAAACGUAG
Malassezia vespertilionis is the source of this 2364-nucleotide messenger RNA. RefSeq lists its product as uncharacterized. Gene Ontology annotation, molecular function: protein binding. Bases 1 to 2364 code for a protein of 787 amino acids. The record is from RefSeq and is a predicted model, not a curated record. The transcript is spliced from 2 exons. NCBI's taxonomy places the organism in Eukaryota, Fungi, Basidiomycota, Malasseziomycetes, Malasseziales, Malasseziaceae.